Molecule: messenger RNA, 1812 nt
Organism: Talpa occidentalis (Iberian mole)
Lineage: Eukaryota; Metazoa; Chordata; Mammalia; Eulipotyphla; Talpidae
Gene: CPTP
Product: ceramide-1-phosphate transfer protein
Exons: 3
Coding region: 447-1091 (214 amino acids)
Biological process (GO): intermembrane lipid transfer; ceramide transport
Cellular component (GO): membrane; cytoplasm; cytosol
Molecular function (GO): ceramide 1-phosphate transfer activity; ceramide 1-phosphate binding
Source: RefSeq, a predicted model, not a curated record
AGCGCUCUGGGCUCCCCCUGUCUUGUCGCCCACCCCGGGGCGGGCGCUCAGGCCGCCCUCCAAGCCCCGACCUUGGGUGGUGGGCUCCCCCGGGGUGGGGGGUCUUGGCGGGGCCUCAUCUCCUCCCAGAGCUGGCAAGCUGCCCAGCCCAGCUGCAGGAACACUGCCCUUCCUUUGUCCCCAAGCUCUGCAGGGUCCUGGCAGCUCCUGGCAGCUGCUGGCUGGGCUCUGGGCAGGAAGGCCAGGCCCACGGGAUGUCUAGGGGCCAGAAAUGUUAGCCCUGGGGACUCAGAGGCCACCUGCUCAGUAGAUGAAGACGGCCUGUCCCGGGGAGGGGACCCUCCUCCGAGACCCAGGCACUGCUGUCCCCCACACCUCAUGACAAGGACCCUGCCAGCUCAGGAGACACCUCAGCAGCCCACUGUGUGUUCCAGCGCGCACGGAAGAUGGUUGACGUGGAAGAGAGCUUCAACCUCAGAGUCGUCCUGCUCAACUUCAAGCAGUGUCUCAACGAGAAGGAAGAGGUGCUGCUGGACCCCUACCUGGCAGGCUGGAAGGGGCUGGUCAGGUUCCUGAACAGCCUGGGCGCCGUGUUCUCCUUCGUCUCCAAGGACGUGGCAGCCAAGCUGCAGAUCAUGGAGCGUCUGCGGGGCGGCCCGCAGGGGACGCACUACAACAGCCUGCAGUCCAUGGUGGCCUACGAGGUGGGCGGCGGGCGGGUGGACCUGCAGCAGCGCUCCCGCCACCCCGACUCCGGCUGCCGCACGGUGCUCCGCCUACACCGCGCCCUGCGCUGGCUGCAGCUCUUCCUGGAGGGCCUGAGUGGGGGGCCCGAGGACGCCAGUGCCGCCACACUCUGUGCUGACGCCUACAGCGCCUCGCUUGCCGCCUACCACCCCUGGAUCGUCCGCCAGGCCGUGGCCAUGGCCUCCUGCACGCUGCCCUCGCGCAAGGUCUUCCUGGAGGCCAUGAACGUGGGGCCACCCGAGCAGGCGGUGCAGAUGUUGGCCGAGGCCCUGCCCUUCAUCGAGCAGGUGUACAGCGUCUCCCAGAAGCUGUACGCAGACCACACCCUGCUAGACCUGCCCUAGGGUGGCAUCAGGCGGGCGCAGUGGCCAGCGCCCACCUGGGGACAGGAAAGCUACCGUCAAGCCAGGGAGCUCGCCGGGAAGCCGGGCCCCCCAUGGCUGCCCGCAGGCUGGGACAGGCCACCACAGAGAAGGCGGCGCUGGCCGUCUGCCCCUCGCCCUCCCGCUGCUUGGCUGCACACCUGACCGUCACCCGCAGGCAAGGGGGGAGUCGGUGUGGGCUCAGUGCGCAGAGCCGGGAGCUGCCCCCCCCCGCCUGGCGUGACUCACCUGUCCCUGGCCAGUCUCCACCCCGCAGCGCACGGGAGUCACACCGUGGACGGCACCCGCGUCGGGCCUGAGUGUCCGCACAGCCAACACCACCCCCUUCCCUGCCCCUGCUUGCCCUGUCCCCACAGCGCCGGGAGGGCCUGGGGGCUGUGCUUUGGGGGGAGGCCGCGCCCCCGGCGACCUUAAGCACAGGCGCAGGGGCCCUGGGAGCUGUAAGGGGCUGUGACCGCGACGAAUAAACGUGCUCAGAGAACCCGGCGCCACACCCCAGGGCGAUGAGCUGCGUGCCGGCCACCUACCAACCGAGGGAGGGAGUGCCAGGGCUGGCCCCCCGAUCAGGCCCCAUCUUCACUGCAGGGGGGCAGGAGACCCCCAGGGGCCAGCCUGGGGUAAUCUGGGCUCUGAGCCCUCCACCCAGUGUCAGACCCGGUGGCUGCGCCCACCCCCAGCAGGG